Molecule: messenger RNA, 1055 nt
Organism: Rubroshorea leprosula
Lineage: Eukaryota; Viridiplantae; Streptophyta; Magnoliopsida; Malvales; Dipterocarpaceae
Source: the annotation of a GenBank genome assembly
ACUUGUAGUCCAAAAUACACAUGGUCCAAUGUCGGAAAGUCUUUUCAAAAGUUUCAUCCUCUUUAAGACAACACCACUGAGCUGAUAUUAAUUCAGUUGUCUUUGCUUGACUCUCUAGUUCCUCUUUCUAGCCAUGGGCAAAGCUCCUUGCUGUGACAAAGCCAACGUAAAGAAAGGGCCAUGGUCGCCUGAAGAAGAUAACACUCUCAGAAGUUACCUUGAGACAUAUGGAACUGGUGGCAACUGGAUUACCCUACCCCGCAAAGCUGGUCUUAAACGAUGUGGUAAGAGUUGUCGCCUAAGGUGGCUUAAUUAUCUCAGACCAGACAUCAAACUUGGAGGUUUUACCCAAGAAGAAGACAACAUCAUAUGCGAUCUCUAUAAAACCAUUGGAAGCAGAUGGUCUACCAUAGCUUCAAAACUGCCCGGAAGAACAGACAAUGAUGUUAAGAACCACUGGAACACCAGGUUGAAGAAAAAAAUAUUGUUAGGUGCAGCAGGAAAGAAUGAUGUGAAAUUUUCAGGUUCCAGUGUCCUUCCUUGUCCUGGACCUAAUAGAAACGUUGGAAAGAAUUAUUUGAACAACAGUUCCACCACUACAAUAUCAUCAUAUUCCAUGCACGAUGAGCAAAAUCCAACUGAUUAUCAAUUUGGACAUCUUCUAGGGCACAUGGGAGUUUUGGAUUUUAGCUCAACUAUUGCAUCGUCUUCUCAGAAUGUGUCAAGCUUUUCCAGUUCAUCAUCUUCUUCUUCUGUUUUGGAUCAUCAGAAAUGGUACUCGGAUAUUGAAGAUGAUCAUGGAAUCCUACUUGACUUUGGAUUUGAGGCCUCUCAUGAUGAUGUUAUGAAUUAAUUACUUGCUUUUAGUAGAAACGAAGUGUUUAAUGUAAUAAAAAAUUUAAAGAUUAAGAUGAUCAUCAUAAUGAAUAUUUAUAAUCAGUGUUUAAUGUGUGCUCCCUUAUUAGUGAAGCACAUGCUGGUUUCCAGGCUAGUUGUAUAUUGUUCUGCAGGUUUUUCUUCCUGGACUAAGAUAGUAAUAACUAGAGGUGGCAAUU